Messenger RNA from Capsella rubella, 2055 nucleotides. Its product is annotated as zinc finger MYM-type protein 1. Lineage: Eukaryota; Viridiplantae; Streptophyta; Magnoliopsida; Brassicales; Brassicaceae. The transcript is spliced from 4 exons. The record is from RefSeq and is a predicted model, not a curated record. Bases 1 to 2055 code for a protein of 684 amino acids.
AUGGAUCGCUUUGUGACAAGGGAUACGCCACUAUCUAAUAUUGACUUGGAUGAUUUGCCAUGGGAUCCGGCGAAGAGAAAAAAUAUUCUGAGCUAUCAUCCUAAUCAAAGAGAUGAAGUACGACGCAAAUAUUUGAGUAGAGGACCUUGUCAACCUCGUGGUCACAAUUUUAAAAAAACAGCAAUUGGAGGAGUGUUACGACGUUUUAAUCCAAAGUGGUUUGAUAAGUAUGGCGAUUGGUUGGAAUAUAGUGUGGAGAAAGAUAAAGCUUUUUGCUUGUGUUGUUAUUUAUUCAGAGAUCAAGCACAAAAUCAAGGUGGGAGUGAUUGCUUUGUAUCAACUGGUUUUUGUGGUUGGAAUAAGGGGUUGGAUCAACAUGUGGGUUCAGAUGUGAAUAGUUUUCACAAUAAUGCCAAAAGGAAAUGUGAGUAUUUGAUGAGACAAGGAUUACCGUUUCGUGGUCACGACGAAUCAGAUGAGUCAGUCAAUAGAGGUAAUUUCUUAGAGCUCCUGAAAUAUACUGCUGGUCAGAAUGAGAGUGUAAGAAAAGUUGUAUUGAAUAAUGCUCCUAAAAACAAUCAGAUGACAUCUCCACCCAUUCAAAAGGACAUUGUACAUUGCUUUUCGGAAGAGGUUACUAAAUCUAUUAUUGAAGAAAUGGAUAACGAUGUCUUUGGUUUGCUCGUAGAUGAAUCUGCUGAUGUAUCAGACAAAGAGCAAAUGGCAGUGGUUUUUCGCUUUGUUGAUAAGUAUGGGUUAGUCAAAGAAAGAUUUGUUGGCAUUAUUCACGUGAAGGAGACAUCUUCUAUAUCUUUGAAGUAUGCUAUUGAUUCUUUGUUUGCGAAAUAUGGAUUGAGUUUGAAACAGGUGAGAGGUCAAGGGUAUGAUGGAGCUAGUAAUAUGAAAGGAGAAUUCAAUGGACUAAGAUCAUUGAUUUUGAAAGAAAUAGGAAAAAAACAUUUUGAAGUUGGAGAAUUUUUUGACAUGAUUUCUUUUUUGAUGAAUGUGGUUGGAGCUUCUUGCAAGAGAAAAGACCUUAUACGGGAAAACUACAGAAAAAUAGUGGAAGAAGGGAUUAGCAAUGGUGAAAUUAAGACUGGAACUGGGCUGAAUCAAGAAAUUUCCCUUCAAAGACCUGGAAAUACUCGUUGGGGUUCACAUUACAAGACUUUGUUACGACUUGUUGAGUUGUUUUCUUUUGUAGUUAAAGUUCUCGAGUAUAUCCAGGAUGAGGGCACAGACUCCACCAAAAGACAACAAGCAUAUGGUAUUCUCAAGUAUUUUCACACUUUUGAUUUUGUUUUCUAUCUACACUUGAUGCUGUUUGUUCUGGGUCUCACUGAUAGCUUAUCAAAGGCUUUACAAAGAAAAGAUCAAGAUAUCUUGAAUGCUAUUUCUUUGGUGGAAUCCACUAAAAGUCAGUUGCAAAAGCUUAGAGAUGAUGGAUGGGGUACUUUUAUGGCUGAAGUUAGUUCUUUUUGUGAGAAAAAUGACAUUGGAUUUGUCAUAGUGGAAGAAGAAUUUGUUGACUCAAGAAGACCAAGGAAAAAAACCGGCAUAACAACCUUGCAUCACUAUAAGGUAGAUUGUUUCUACAAUGUCCUAGAUAUGCAACUUCAAGAGUUUAAUGAUCGUUUCGAUGAGGUAAAUUCAGAACUACUUGUUUGCAUGUCUUCCUUGAGUCCGAUAGAUUCUUUUCGACAGUUUGAUAAGUCAUUACUCAUGAGAUUGGCUGAGUUUUAUCCCGAUGAUUUUAGCCCUAUGGAGCGUAAAUCUCUUGAUCUUCAACUUGAGAUCUAUCUUGAUAAUGUGAAAAGAGAUGAAAGGUUUGUAGAUUUAAAGAGUCUUGGUGAUCUUGCUCGUGUGAUGGUGGAGACAAGAAAACAUCUUUCACAUCCUUUGGUAUAUCGGCUUCUGAAGUUAUCUUUGAUUGUUCCUGUUGCGACUGCAACCGUCGAAAGAUGUUUCUCUGCAAUGACCUUUGUGAAGACGACUUUGCGUACUAAACACUAUUACAAACGAAUCAGUGAUAAAACGAUUCCAAGACAUGAGUGA